This is a messenger RNA of Diaporthe batatas, 1734 nucleotides long. RefSeq lists its product as uncharacterized. The transcript has 3 exons. Gene Ontology annotation, cellular component: mitochondrion. Lineage: Eukaryota; Fungi; Ascomycota; Sordariomycetes; Diaporthales; Diaporthaceae. Gene Ontology annotation, molecular function: 2-isopropylmalate synthase activity. Gene Ontology annotation, biological process: L-leucine biosynthetic process. The record is from RefSeq and is a predicted model, not a curated record. Bases 1 to 1734 code for a protein of 577 amino acids.
AUGCUAAUAGACGACCCAAACAGGCUUGCCAGACCGGAGCUGAAGUACACGCCGCUGCGGCGCUUUCAUAACCCCAACCGCCAGUGGCCAGACAAAGCACUCACAAAACCUCCAAUCUGGUUGUCUACGGAUCUUCGAGAUGGUAACCAGUCACUUGUAAAUCCUAUGACUCUCGAGCAGAAGUGGGAUUUCUUCCAAAUGCUUGUGGCUAUUGGUUACACUGAACUCGAGGUAUGCUUCCCGGCCGCGUCUCAAGUAGAGUUCAACUUUACUCGCCGCCUCGUCGAGACGCCUGGGGCAGUGCCGGACGGGGUUCGCCUCAGAGGGCUGAGCCCUACCCGGCGCGACUUCUUGGCCAGGACAGUGGCCGCGUUGCGCGGGGCCAAGACCGCCUCAGUGUGCACCUACAUCUGUAUCAGCGACAAGCAGCUCAAGUACCAGGGCUUCACCCGCCAGCAGGCCGUCGACCAGGCCGUCGACUCGGUACGCUUUCUUCGGUCCAUCACCAAGGAUGACCCUGAAGCCGCCGCGGAGACCAAGUGGAGCAUGGCGUUCGGCCUGGAGUCCUUCAACGAGGCCGAUUUAGACUUUGCGACCUUGAUCACCGAGGCUGUCAAGGACGCCUGGGAGCCCACGGCCGAGGAGCCCAUGGUGGCGGUCAUCGCGUCCAGCACCGAGGUGGCCACCCCCAACGUGUUCGCCGACCAGGUCGAGCUAUUCAAGAGGUCACUGUCGGAGCCGGAGAAGGUCCUCAUCUCCAUCCACACGCACAACGAUAGAAGCGGAGCCGUGGCCUCGGCCGAGCUGGGCAUGCUCGCCGGCGCUGACAUGGUUGAGGGCUGCCUCUUUUCCAACGGCGAGCGCUGCGGCAACGCCGACCUGGUCACGCUGGCGCUCAACCUCUACUCACGAGGAGUCAGCCCUGGCCUGGACUUCUCCCGACUCCCCGAGGUCAAGAAGAAGUUCGAGGAGUUCACCGGGCUUACCGUGCCGCAACGAGCACCAUACGCCGGCGAAUUCGCCCUGCAAGCGUUCAGUGGCAGCCACCAGAACAUCAUCCGCAAAGGCAUUGCUCGCCGCGUCGAGGCGGCACAGGCUGGGGAGAAUAUCCUCUGGGACAUCCCAUAUCUUCCUCUCGAUCCAGAGGACAUAGGACUACCCCUCGACGAGAUCAUCCGCGUCAACUCGCAGAGCGGCAAGGCAGCGGCGGCGUGGGUGCUAAGCCGGCGCUGGGGACUCGAGAUUCCUCCCGAGCUGCAGGUUGACUUUGGAAAGCGUGUGCAAGGCCUCUGCGAGGCGCUCGCGAGGGAGAUCAGCCACCGGGAGGUACUUGAUCUCUUUGUCUCCAGCUAUUCCCCGACCGCUGGCGCGGCCGCUGGUCUCGCGGAUGCAAGGACGCCCGCCAUGGUUGUCUCUCGCGUUGGGACCAGAUACCACGUCUCGGGCACUGUCCGACCGGACGGGAGCAUAAUGAUCCCCCUGGACGGUUUUGGGGACGACAUACCCUCUGCCGUGCUUGCGGGGCUCCCACUCGCCCAGGGACUGCAUGCUUCUGUACCUACGAUCAACCACGAGCAGCCGCUCCGCUCUUCUCACCUCGGAUCGGGUCAAAUCGGCGCACUUGCCACCUGCUCGUCUGACGGAGAAGUGUUUUGGGGGUUCGGAGUCAAUUCGAACAGCGAGAGCGCCCAGGCUUCCGCCGUCUUAGCCGCAAUCAUGGAAUAUACCUGCUAA